GAUGCUUACUCAAAGUCCGGACUUUACCGGAAACCUGCCGUCACGCGAAACUUAACUUUAAAAAUGACCAAAUAAAACUGUUUAACAAGUUUCAGGCAAAGUAAUUAGAGUUUCACUUGGAAAAAAAUACUAAAAUUUCCCCAAAAAAAUGAAAUUGUUUUUAUGCCACUUUCACAUCCCGAUACUUUUAAUCUUGUUGCGAGAAUGUCAAGGGGACGAAAACGAGGCCCGUUUGAUGCGACAUUUGAUGACGAACUACGAUGCUGCGGUCAGACCCGCUGAAAACUCUUCCCUACCUCUGACCGUUAUUUUCGGGAUUUCUCUCCACCACAUAAUUGAUGUGGACGAAAAAAACCAAAUUUUGACUACAAAUUGUUGGAUAACGCAAGCCUGGAUCGACCACCACCUCCGUUGGAAUGCCUCAGAAUUUGCCGGAAUUAAAGUCAUCCGCAUCCCUUACACCCGUGUCUGGCGACCCGAUUUGAUUCUCUAUAACAACGCCGACCCUCAAUUUCAGUCAUCCGUAAUCAACACGAAUGUGAUAGUGUCGAGUUCCGGUGAGGUCUUGUGGCUAAGCCAUGGUAUAUACCGCUCGUCCUGCGACAUCAACGUCGAGUACUUCCCCUUUGACCUGCAAAGCUGCCACAUGAAGUGGGCGUCGUGGACUUAUGAUGGCUAUCAGGUCGAACUGGCCAAGCAAACUGAAGAGGGUGAUGUCAGCAACUACCAAGCCAAUGGUGAAUUCGACUUGAUUAGUUUUUCCUCAGUGAAACAUAUCGAAUUUUACUCGUGUUGUCCCGAGCCUUACCCUGAUAUAACCUACACCAUCAAGCUAAAACGGCGCCCUCUUUUUUACGUUUUUAAUUUAAUCCUGCCCUGUAUCCUAAUCAACGGCAUAGCACUCUUGGUCUUUUAUGUUCCUUCGGAAUCGGGCGAAAAAGUAACCCUUGGGAUAAGUGCCCUGCUCUCAAUGACAGUGUUUUUGAUGACGAUACGGGAAACUCUGCCGCCGACUGAAAAAACGCCGCUAAUUAGUAUGUACUAUGGGGUGAGCAUCUGUCUUGUCUCAUUCGCUUCCGGUCUUUCGGUGGUGACCCUCAAUAUUUAUCAUCGAGGAGUUCGAGGCUCAGCAGUGCCAAAAAUCAUAAGAACUGUGGUCUUGGACAAACUGGCCCCUCUCGUUUUUAUGCGUUUCGAGACCAACACCCGACAUCGAAAUUCCCAAAUACAGGAAAUAAAUCCACAAACAGGAACCAGACUGGACUGUCCAUGGCCUUGGUCUGAUAAACUUCCCCAAGAAGAUGGCUAUUGCUUGCAACAACGACAACAAAGGUCGCCUAGGUUUGUCCCAAGGCAUAGGGUAGAGGACUUGGACGCCUUCGAAAACCAGAUCAUAAGAAUCUUGAACAAAGUCCACGCCAGCAUCGACAGAAACGAGCAGCGGCUCACAGAGCAAGACAGAAGAGAACUGACAGAAUUGGAAUGGAAGCAGGCAUCCAUUGUCUUGGACCGACUUUUGCUCGCAGUGUUUCUCCUCAUCACCAUCAUCAGUACGACGACGAUAUUAUGCAGAAGUCCAGCAAACGACUCGGCUUCUUAGUGCAAAUCGUUAAAUUUAUGGACAAAGGUUUGGAAAGAGCUUCCCUGCAUAGCGCAGCAAAUGUGUUCAAUCGCAGAAAGGGAGCCAACGAAAUCGGUUAUCACUUAUUGGUUGUAUCAAUGUGAUAAAUUAAUAAUAAGGCGUACUUUGUCGUGACUAGGUGUACAUACAUUACUCCUAACUUACACGAAACGAAACACUUCUAACGGUCUAGUAACAUUUUUACCGAAGUUAGACAAGAAAAACUUUCGUGUAUUCCAUUCAACAGCUCUGGGACUUUUUGUGGAUACUCUCUAAUUAAAUGAAGUUCACUUUGUUGAAUUCGCUCAAAGCUUUUUCAUUAAUAUCUAGAGAUUUUGUUUUAAAAAAUCACUGAUAUUGUUUCAAUCCCGGCGCAUCCACCAUUUUGACAACCCAACUGCGAAAUUUUACCAGAUUUAGGAUAAUCGAAACACUUAAGAUUUGUCUUAAGCCACCAAAGCUCAUUUUAUGCGAUUUUGUAAAGUACGUCUUGUAAGACGAGAGCAAUUAUUGUAAUAAUGGACAUCAUAACCAGAACGUGCAUUAUAUUGGGAUUAAAACAGACAAAUCUUAGUGAAUUAAUUUCCGCACUUAAUUGGGGACAAAAGUUCAUAAAACCAAUUAACCCGCUUUAAUUUUUGCUUUGAGAGGCCCAAAGACAUUGAUUUGUUGAUUUUAAAGAUAUCAUUAUGCUGCUGUUAUCAUUUUUACCUUUCACUUGUGAAAUGCAAAAAAUCCCUUGAAUUAUUAAUUCGAAAACUCGGUGUAAAAGAAAAUAUUUUAUCUUAACGGCUCAACAAUGCGAUAUGAUAAUUUUAAAUUGCGCGAAUUUAUUUCAGAAUAAUAAAUUACAGCAUAAUUACUUUUGUCCCAUUUUAUUUCAAGAGCUUCAUUACUGUCUAAUGUUACCGCAGUCUUAAGGAGGAAAAAAUUCAAUUCGUUUCAAACGUGACUACGAAUAAAGAACAAAAAACAGUUUUCUGUCCAAGAUACACAUUCUAUCUGUUGGAAAAUAUUCUUGUAUCAAAAUAGCUAAAUUUAUAUCCUUAAAUAAAAACCAGCCACAAAGAGUGACUAUGACAUGGGCUGUGAAAUAUACAACUCGGAAAUCGUAGAUUCACCUUUUGACACAAUUUUUUUUUAUUUAAAUGUAAGAUUAAAACUCGCAGUUUUAAUAACGAUUCCUGUUUAAUCUUUCGCGUGAUUACGUUGUAAAAGAGAGAAUCAAAGAAAAGCAUCUUCCCAAUACGUACAGUACUUUUUCAUUGGACCAGUUUUUUACGCUAAAUGUUCCGUGACCUGUAAAGAAACACACUGAUAGACAUCUAGGGCCAAAAGCUUAUCUUUUUGCCGUUUCAAAAACUUUGGUAAAAGUGUUGCUACGUAAUUGUAAAAUUGAUCAGAAUUAAAUUUACGAUAAAAAAACAUCAUGUAAAUCUUAGUCUAUUUCUAGCUGUUUGUUUUGUAAUACGUUGUAGUAAGCGUUAAAAAAUAAAGCAUUCAAG
Messenger RNA from Tribolium madens (black flour beetle), 3126 nucleotides. It is a transcript of the gene nAChRa5, whose product is annotated as neuronal acetylcholine receptor subunit alpha-7-like. The transcript is spliced from 9 exons. Gene Ontology annotation, biological process: chemical synaptic transmission; regulation of membrane potential; signal transduction. NCBI's taxonomy places the organism in Eukaryota, Metazoa, Arthropoda, Insecta, Coleoptera, Tenebrionidae. Gene Ontology annotation, molecular function: acetylcholine-gated monoatomic cation-selective channel activity; transmembrane signaling receptor activity. The coding region runs from base 149 to 1600 and encodes 483 amino acids. Gene Ontology annotation, cellular component: synapse; postsynaptic membrane; neuron projection. The record is from RefSeq and is a predicted model, not a curated record.